Oncorhynchus tshawytscha (Chinook salmon) is the source of this 4091-nucleotide messenger RNA. Its product is annotated as interleukin-17 receptor D. The transcript has 14 exons. Gene Ontology annotation, molecular function: interleukin-17 receptor activity. Lineage: Eukaryota; Metazoa; Chordata; Actinopteri; Salmoniformes; Salmonidae. The record is from RefSeq and is a predicted model, not a curated record. The coding region runs from base 224 to 2596 and encodes 790 amino acids.
GGGGGAACAUUUUCGGCACAACACCGGACCUGCCAAAUAGCCUAGUAACUUUUUGCCAACCAACUUCAGCAGUGGUCUCUCAAUAGCUGUAGGUAGGCUGCUACGGGCCACAGCCCCACCUUGCAGGGAACACUACUCCGUAUUGGACUUCACAGACAACAACAUUCUGAGUCAGACGGCUCAACCUCCAGUCUGAACAGAUAGUCUUCAUGGACUAGAGGGGAUGGCUGCGCGACCGAGACUAUUUUACCUACUCACAACUUUAUUCCUGUUUUUUAACUACUACUCUGCAUUACCGGCGACUGGCACCAAGAAAGGAAACUCGGAUAAAUGCAACUAUAAGGGGCUCCAGGUUCAGUCAAGUUCUGACGAGAAUGGUCGGAAGCUCGGGGUCACAUUCCGAACAGACAAUUGCUCUGUGAACUGGAGCCCAUUGGGGAAGCAUGCCAUCUAUGAGGUGAACAAUGUGACGUUCAGCCACCUCUCCUGUGACAGCCAGGCUGCUGUGGUGGUCCACUGGAUGAGCAGCCCUCUAGGUAUUGAGCAUGUGAAGGGCUUCAGAGUUUACCUGGAGGACAAGGACCCAGAGGGGAAGCUGUGUCAGCACAUGAUCCUCAAAGACCCACGACAGCUCAACUUUUCUUACAGCAAUGUGAAGAUGAACUCUCAGCCCUUCCCUGGCCUGGCCUUUGAGACGGACUACAUGGUCCGGAUUGUUCCUUUCCCCACCUUCAUGAAUGACAGCUUCUUCCCUCCGUCCUUCCUGCGCACCAACUCCUGUGAAGUGCUUCUGGGACCCGACAACCUCGUCUGCAAACCAUUCUGGAAGCCCAAGACCCUCAACAUCUCUCAGCGGGGCACCAACCUCCAUGUUGUCUUUGACCACGCCCCCUCCACCUUCGGCUUCACCGUUUACUACCUGUACUACAAACUACGACAGGAGGGACCCUUCAGGCUCAAACGCUGCAAACCGGAGUUAAAUCUGCCCAAAACAACAUGUGUUCUUCAAGAUGUGAUACCAGGAACCUAUGCGAUUGAGCUGCGAGAUGACACCAACACCACCAGGAGACAGGCCCAGUACCACGUGAGCCAAGCCCACUCCCCGUGGGCAGGUCCUAUCAGAGCCAUGGCCAUCACUGUUCCUCUGGUCAUCAUUUCUGCCUUUGCUACACUCUUCACCGUCAUGUGCCGCAAGAAACAACAAGAGAACAUCUACUCCCAUCUGGACGAGGAGAGCUCUGAGUCAUCGUCUCACACCACAGCUCUGAAUGCAGACAGGCCCUGGCCCCGGACCAAGGUGUUUGUCUGCUACUCCACUAAGGACUGCCCCAAACACCUCGCUGUCAUACAGAGCUUCGCCUUCUUCCUCCAGGACUUCUGUGGCUGUGAGGUGACUCUGGACCUAUGGGAGCACCUGCAGAUCUGUAAGGAGGGCCAGAUGUCCUGGCUGAGCCGGCAGAUAGAUGAGGCUCACUACAUCAUCACUGUCUGCUCCAAGGGCCUUAAGUACUACGUAGAGAAGAAAAACCGCAGAGGGAAAUCACCAGCCAGAACUUGCCCUGGAGAUGGUGGAGCAGCAGGUGGUGGAGCAGCAGCGGCAGCAGCGAGUGGAGCAGAGCUCUUCAUCGUUGCCGUGGCAAUGAUCGCAGAGAAGCUUCGUGAGGGGUGCCAGAAAGACCAGGACCUGUCUCGUUUCAUGGCCAUCUACUUCGACUACUCCCACGAGAGCGAUGUCCCCACCAUGCUGAGCCUGGCUCCCAAGUUUAAGCUCAUGGAUCAGCUCCCUCAGAUGUUUAGCCUCCUCCACUCUCGACAGCUCAGUUUACCGGAGCGCGAACCGCAGCCUCUCAACAUCAGCAAGAGGAACUACUUCCGGAGCAAGUCGGGGCGGUCUCUAUACGUAGCCAUCUGUAACAUGCACCAGCACAUUUCUCUGGAGCCUGAUUGGUUCGAGAGGCAGCUGAUGCCUGCCCCCCCAGCCCCGCCUCCGAAGCAGCGUGAUGCCGCCGGAACGUCUUCGUCAUCAUCACCUCACAUGGAGAAGUUUGACUCUGGGCUGGUGCUCAAUGAGGUUCUGUUUAAGUUGCCAUCAGAAAGUGAGGGUACUCUGAAGAGGAAUGUGCUGCUCACGUCUCUCCCACCCAACCUCAGUCUGGCCCACUGCUCCCUGGACAGACCUGUGGGGCCUGGGCCCGGCUCCAGCCUCUCUCAGGGGGAGAUCGGGGGGCUGUCGGGGGCCUCAUCUGGUCUGGGUCCUCUGGGUCUGGGGUCUCUGAGGCCUGUGGUCCCUCCUCAGGCUGGAGACGGCUCGGCCAGUCCUCCAGAGAUGCCCAGGGACUCGGGGAUCUAUGAUUCAUCAGUGCCUUCCUCUGAGCUGUCCAUCCCCCUCAUGGAGGGCCUGUCACCUGACCAGGCUGACUCCUCCUCUCUGGCCGAAAGUGAAUCAUCUUCUUCCGGACUGGGUGAUGAGGAGCCACCUGCUGUCAGCUCUCUGCGCUGCGCCAUGGCAACUAUCUGUAAAGCUGAGCUCCACCAACACCAUCUAAAGCAGUCUGAAGGACUGGGGCUCCCUCCUGUUCCUGUUCCUCCCUUGUAGUGAACGGAACAACAACUUUACAUUACCUGGACACACAUAACGACACUUUACUGCCUUCAAAGACACUGCCUUGAUACAGACCAUCAUCCUGAGUCGUACUAGCUAUCUAAAACAUCGAAUCCCAAAUGAACAGUGUACGGUAACCAAGCCCAUGGAUGUCAGUGAUGUCAUCCACUUUGGAAUCUCUGUGGACUUGUGGCUGAUAGAACACUGAGGAAUGUUGAUGUCAUUGUUUUAGAACACAGAGGGUUUUGUGAACGUUCUAAGUUGUGUGAAGGCAAGGCGUUAUUUCAUCAAAUGGUUGUAUGUUGUUUUGCAUCGCUGUCCUGUAUUUGUUAGUGUUCUAAAGGUGUUUAUUUUAGACUAGGCCAGAUCUUCCCUUUAAAACAUCCCGUACCAGGUUCACUAACACACCUGCUUCAACUCCUCUAAUAACCAUCAACCCUUGAUGACUUGAAUUAGGUGUGUUAUUGCUGGGCUUGAACAAAACAUCUGCGACUUCAACACCAGAUGUAGUGUGUUUCUAACUGGGACAAUUCCGUGAGCCAGUAGUGAUGACCAUGCUCUUUUAAGUGAGAGAACGUUGGUUUGUUACUUCAUUUUAAUUUAUUGAAAAUGAAAUGACUUUUUAAGGAUACAAGGUACUGAAAUUGUGUGUCAAAACACUUUUACUAGUUUUUUUUUUUAAAUGUAGUUUUCACACCAAUUUGUUUUACUAAUAGAAAAGGUUUGACAACUCUUGUGUAAGAGAUCAGAUAUAUUGGGAGUACCUAGGGCUGUGUAUGCUCACUAGGGCUGUGUAUGCUCACUAGGGCUGUGUAUGCUCACUAGGGCUGUGUAUGCUCACUAGGGCUGUGGCGGUCAUGACAUCUCGUCAGCCGGUGAUUGUCAAGCAAAUAACUGCCGGUCUCACGGUAAUUGACUAUCAAUUAACAUAAACACAUUUAGCAUCUCCUGGUUUCCACAUAUAGCCUACAAGACACUGAUGCAGACCUUUGGAACAUCUACAUUUUAAAAAGUCUAUUAAAUCCAUGUAAUAAAGCCUACACCUUCACAAUAAAUCCAUUAUUAUUUUAGACAGGUCUAAAGAAACAUGAUGUGAAGAAAAUGUAGUGUAUUUCAGAAGAACAGAAUAACAUACUCUGAGUUGUCCUCAUGUUAGGUCCUGAUCUGACUAUGCCAUGUGGCUGUUGGCUACAAUAGUUAAUUUAGCGGACAAAAUUUGGUUAGAUUUACGUGGCAUUAUUUUAUAUUAUUUUAUAUUAUGAAGAAUACAAAUUGAACAAAGCUGAAUAAAAUAUAAUGGAUGUUUUCUCCAAACGAUUUGAGGGGUGUGCACAUGUGCUAUUCUGUUUUGAGUGGUUAACAAACAAAUAGAUACUCUGAUAUGCUUAAUUUAAAAUUAAUAAUGUAACUUUAGUUGUUCAACAAACGUUGGGCUAUAUGUUUUGAUUUUUAAUACAUUGUAAGGCUGCAUGAUGAGACUAAUGAUCAU